Messenger RNA from Musca domestica (house fly), 1778 nucleotides. RefSeq lists its product as uncharacterized. The transcript has 7 exons. The coding region runs from base 480 to 1778 and encodes 432 amino acids. Gene Ontology annotation, biological process: sodium ion transmembrane transport. The record is from RefSeq and is a predicted model, not a curated record. Lineage: Eukaryota; Metazoa; Arthropoda; Insecta; Diptera; Muscidae. Gene Ontology annotation, molecular function: ligand-gated sodium channel activity. Gene Ontology annotation, cellular component: membrane.
CUAAAGAACAGAAUACAGAAAUCAAAAUUUAAAUCAUUCCCAUGUUUUGCAAUGCAAUUUACUAUGACAUUGGACAAUUAUCUGCAUUACAGUCACAUAUUUCACACCCAAUUCACCACUCCCUUCUUAUUAAAAUUUGUAAUUUCCCCAGCCAAUUGCAGUCACAUUUAUCCACAAACAUACAUACCAUUACAACCAACCACAACAACAACAACACAAAUGCAAUAUUUUAUCUAUUUGAAAAAAUAAAUCUCGAAAACAAAUUAACUUACUGUAUAAUCAAAUUCAAUCAAUAUAAACUUUGAUUGUUAUACUCUACAAAACCUGUUAGACAUAAUAAUAUAUAAACCAAAAACAAAAUCGAAUGUAUUAUGAAAUAAAAUUAUCUCCAUAUAUAUGCUUUAGUAAAAACUAGAAGGAAUUGUAGUUUUCAUUUUGAUUUGAAGAGGAAAAGGUCUCCACUAUUUGUUAACGAAGAAAUGUUGGGCUUACUACACAAACCAAAAAUCCAAACAAUUAUACGUUUUGUUGUGGAUUUUGCCAGCCGAAAUCCCAUGCAUGGUAUGGGUUAUUUGGCAAAAACCAAUAUACAUUGGUGUGAAUUCAUAUAUUGGUUGGUGAUAAUUUUUUAUAUGCUCUUCUACAGUGUUAUAUGUGGUUUAAGAUUAGUACAACACUAUCGAUCUCGUAACUCCGCUAUAACCUACAAUGUUGAUUAUAUGCAAUUAAAUACCCUAUAUCCAUCUGUGACAUUAUGUCCCCGGGAAAUACUGGAUGUGGAAAAGGCCAAACACUUUGUAAGGAGCAUCAAAAAUUUAACUGACAACGAUGAAUUUGAAAAUAUGGUCGAAUUUCUUCAAAAGUUAUCAAUUGUGAGUGGAAGACGAGCUGAAUACUUUAGGACAUCAUAUGACAACAUACAACCCAAAGAUUAUAUGGAACUUGUUUUUAACUUAUCACACAUCUACAGCGUUACUCAUAAUGAUACGCCUGCUGUUAAAGUAAUGACAGAUCGGGGCAUUUGUUACACGUUUAGGAAUUUGCUAUACCGAGAAGUGAAUACGAAAUAUUGGUUUGAUCCCCAUGCCCGCUAUAUUAACCAUUCUUUCUAUAAAUUUCCAUACACCUUCAACUUUAGUGAUAGUUUUCCCAUUCGUAUAAAAAUUAAACACAACAUACAGGGACCGAUAGACAUUUUUGUACAUUCGCCAUAUGAAUUGCCCACAACAUGGACACGACCAAAUGCAAUUGUUAAUGAUAUGGGAACAGGAACCAAGUUGGUGGUUGGCAUUAAGGAUAUUAAAUUUCAGGAAAAUCUAUUGAGCGAAACAGCAUUGGAUGAAAGACGUUGCCAUAGCAUGGCGCCUUCAAAUCUCUCAAUGUUUCCCACAACUUAUUCUCAAAAUCUAUGUUUGAUGGAAUGUCGAUUGAAUUUCAUUAUUAAGAAAUGUCGAUGCAUACCACAUUUCUAUUUUAAUCGUAACAUAGCACGGUCUGCAAUAGCUAAAAUAUCUAUCUGCAAUGUAACGGGUUUAAAUUGUAUCUAUAGGUUUGCAAGGCAAAUUCGUAAGAUAUACUCAAAUUCAAAAACAUUGCCAUCGACGGCGAAAUGUCAAUGUUAUCCCAAUUGUAUCAAUCAGAUUGUUGUGACAGAGGUGUCGAGCUUCCCUUUGAAUACAAAUAAAUUUGGCUUAAUUGUGUUUGCCAUUGAUUAUCCACCGUUGGAGUCCUUUGAAAGAAGUGUAAUGUACUCAAAACUUGACUAUGCGGGUAAGUAA